UAUAAAGUACAAUCUGCAAAUAUCUGUCUAAUCUUGCUCACUUUUUGAUUAAUGUAGGAAAUGAAUUGUUUCUGUCAUAUAUGCAUACUACAUGCUCUGGAUCUGAACUUCAAGGAGUGUAAAGCUCGUUGAGUUUCGUACCUGUUUAAACUGUGGUCGUGUCUCAAAUCUGAUUGUGCUACAUAACUAAACAGCAUUCUUGGGUACAGGCGCUGUCAGAAAUGCUGUCCAGGUUGAUGGUGGUUGCGGCACAACCUGUCCUGUGUGUGCUCCUCCCAGCUCUUUCACUCGAGUUUAGUCAUUUGCCGGUGGAGGACUCAGCUUCCACGUACCAUCAGUCCGGAACCUGUUACAGUCAUCGAUUAACAUUCAAAUGAAAUGUCCAAGGACGGGUGCCGCUCGUGCCCCGGUUUGGGGGUGCUUUGUGAGAGACUGUUUGGGUCGUCUAAGACCGAAGUUGAAAAACCAGCGAAUACCAGCAAACUUCAGACACAAAAUGCCCCGAAUCCGCCCUCUUCUGAGCCCGCCGGUGAAAUCUACACGGCGCUGUGGCACUUCCAGGCUCGCGCGGACGAGGAACUGUCCUUCCAGGAGGGAGAGCAGUUCCGAAUCUGCGAGCGUCAGGGUGACUGGUGGACUGCCGUUAAACUGGACAGAAACGGAAGGGUGACAGCCAAGGGCGUCGUUCCUCAAAACUACCUAGCGAGAAGGAAGACGGUGAAAGAGCAACCUUGGUAUUUUGGGACGCUGAACCGCUUUGAGACCCAGAAUUUGCUCUUGGCUCCAGGGAAUGGAGUUGGUGCUUUUUUGUUGCGACACAGUGAAAGAGAUCAUAUAGGGUGUGUAUUAUCAGUGUUAAUCAGUGACAGGGAAGUGAAACACAUUAAGGUCCAUCAGAAUCAGAAUGUAAGUUUCUAUUUGGAUCAGAGUCAGAUGUUUCAGAGCCUGGAGAAUCUGGUGGAGCACUACAAGAGGAACAUCAUGAGCUGUGGUAUCUGUCUCACACAGCCAUGUGCACGGCCAGAACCAAAACCACAGGAUCUUUCCCACCAAACAGUAGAUGACUGGGAGUUACCUAAGGAGGAGUUCACUCUGGAAGAGGAGCUUGGUAAAGGAUACUUUGCUGAUGUUUACCGUGGAAAAUGGAAAGGCAUGGUCAAUGUGGCCAUCAAGAUCCUCAAAAACAACGAGUCUCUCGAUCACAGGGAGUUCCUGAUGGAGACUCAAAUACUGAAAAAGCUGAGACACAGACAUCUUAUCACACUCUUUGCCGUCUGCACAAGCUCCACCCCCUUCUACAUCAUCACUGAGCUUAUGGAAAAAGGCAACCUGCUCAGUUUCCUCCGAGGUGAGGAGGGGCAGAACCUGGAACCGCAGGAACUGACAGAAAUGGCAAGUCAGGUGGCUGACGGGAUGGCAUACCUUGAGGAGCAGAACAGCAUCCACAGAGACCUGGCAGCCCGGAAUGUUCUAGUGGGACCCAACUACAUCUGUAAAGUGGCCGACUUUGGCCUAGCUCGCAUCGUCAAGGACCCAUUUUACUCAUCUGAAGAUAAAACAAUUCCAUAUAAGUGGUGUGCUCCUGAAGCCAUCAGCCAUGGAAGGUUCUCCAACAAAUCUGAUGUUUGGUCAUUUGGGGUCCUCCUAUAUGAAAUGUUCACCUAUGGUGGAGUCCCAUAUCCAGCUUUCUCAAAUCAAGAGGUGUACAAUAUGAUCACCUCGGGGUACAGAAUGCCUUCGCCCCCUAAGUGCCCAUCGCACAUCUAUGACAUAAUGCUGAUGUGUUGGAAAGACUCAGCUCACGAAAGGCCAGAUUUCAAUGAACUGAGAAGGCUCCUGGAGAACUCCAGUACUGGAUACAUGGAAUGGACCUCUGAGAGCUGCAAUGACACAUCAGAUCCAGCAGAAGGCAUCAGUUAACAGUGCCAUGCAAAGACAAAUGAGUGGGAAUGUCCCAAAAAUAGUUGUUCAUGCAUCUAAACACCUUUCCACUCAUUUUCACCCCUUUUUACAGUAUUCACACACUUUCACUUUUUUUUGUGUGCUUAUUUUCUAAUUUAAUUUGUGAAUUAUUCACAUUUAAUGUAAUCGAGCAUUCCUCAAAUCUACUUGGAUAAUACUAGUUGAUACUGAAGAUUAUUUUUUGACUACCUUUUUUUCCCACCCCGAUUUGGAGACGGAUAAGUUUCCGAAUUGAUCACAUGGACUUAAAAAUAAAACCAGUUUUAUGUUCAUUAUUAACAGGUUUUACCUUCGUACUACAUAAUAACUUCCCUUCACCAGAUCUGCACUGUGAAUUUUAAAUUAAUGGUAUGUAUAUAAUAUAAAUUCAUUUUUGCA
Sinocyclocheilus anshuiensis is the source of this 2340-nucleotide messenger RNA. RefSeq names its product PTK6 protein tyrosine kinase 6a (gene ptk6a). Bases 379 to 1920 code for a protein of 513 amino acids. Gene Ontology annotation, biological process: protein phosphorylation. The transcript has 8 exons. The record is from RefSeq and is a predicted model, not a curated record. Gene Ontology annotation, molecular function: ATP binding; protein tyrosine kinase activity; protein binding. Lineage: Eukaryota; Metazoa; Chordata; Actinopteri; Cypriniformes; Cyprinidae.